GUUUAUCAUAGGUGAAAUGGAUAGGGUUUAUUCUUGCAGACGCGAUGACCUUUUCCUCAGUUGUCAAAAAGCCCGGACAGAAGAUCACGCCCAAGACUGCGCCGCGUCGAAAUGUUCCAAGAUCGCGACCGACUGCGCCGCCUUCGUUGACACCAGACAGUUUGACUUCAAGUCCUGCGGUUGAGGUUGUGGAUGAUGAAACGAGAAGUCAAGUGCCAGAGUCAGUCCAGAAUCAGACUGUACUAGAGUCCACUGAGAUACCUUCGAUCGCCGAAUCGGUAGAGACAUCGCUUCCGCUUUCCAACCCACUUGAAACAUCGAACAGAGACAGCGUCGGGGAGCCGUUUAAUGAGACUACUAGCAGACCACCAUCGGUUCCGAUAGAGAUUACUGCUCCCAGUGGCACAAGUACAGGGAUUACUAUCAUACAUCCAGCCCACGAAACUGCGUCGGAAACGAGAUCACAAGCCAUUCCGACGAUCGCGUCCAGCACCCCGCUCAUAAGUUCUUCGCGGAGGUCUGCAGACACUCACAAUCCGUCGGCGGCUUCAGAGGAGCCAGCGCAACAGAUCGAGAAUGUUGCAGAUACAGAAGCGCGGUCUACCACGGACUCAAGAAAGAGGCGGAAGAUCACACACACGUCUCAAGAGCUUGACGAGUCGCGAUCACCAGCCACUCCGCCUUCAUCCGAUGAUAUACCUCUGCUGCUAAGAACCAGCCCUCGACAUCGACGUAGUGAGUCUCGCACAUCGGAGGUUCUUUUACAGGAUGCGACCAGUCAACUUGUCGCGAUCUCGGAGCUCGCGAACUCGAUCGAGCAGAGAGCCCGGUCUCUACGGCCACGUUCUGCUAGACCUAGUUAUUCGGAAACGGAGGAGGUGGCUGAUGGUGACGCUGAAGGACAAAUGACAAGGACGGAAAAACCGCAAAAGAAACAGUCGCGCGUGAAGCGAAUCCGAGAUCUUGCGCAGCAAGUGGUCGAAAAUGCCGCCAACGGAGCGCCAAACAGCCGGCGAAAGGCUCGACUUCCCACACCAGAGAACGCCGAUGAAUUACAGAUCGACCCGGAAGAAGUAUCAAUGAGCGAUUUGACCAGAGACAACAAAGUUGGGAGAAAGUCGGAAACGGAGAAACGAAUGCAAGAUAAUUGGAUCGAGAUUCAAAAACGUCGAAAAGAAGACGUUGAGCGGCGACGAGAGGCUGCUGGAAAAGGCAGAGCGGGCCGACAAGAAUUGUUUCAGGACGCUCUAGCCGAACCCAUACAAGUGCCUAAACAGAUCAUUGUGAACGGUCAGAUUAUUGUUGCCAAUGAAUCUCGAGAGGUUGCAUUUGGUGCAGGCGUGGAACAAGCGGCCGACAAUGACCAAGAGGUUGCUCUCGAAGAUGACCGCAUAUACAGAUACGUCAAUCAGGGUACAUUAGGCAAACGCGCAGGCUUAAACAAGAAAACAAAGUGGGACGAUGAACACACCGAAUUGUUCUACAAAGGUCUGCGAAUGUUUGGCACUGACUUUGCCAUGAUAGCCAAUCUCUUCCCAUCCUUUGACAGGAGGCAGAUCAAGUCAAAGUUCGUCAUUGAGGAGCGUCUCAACCCAGUCCGAGUGAAGAACAGUGUCGACGCUAAGGAAGCCGUCAAUCUCGAAGAGUAUGCCAGAAUGUCGGACCAGCAAUUCGAGGACCCAAGCAAACUCAUGGCGGAGUUGGCUGCCGAGGAGAAGAGGCUUCGGGAGGAAGACGAGCGAAGACGGGCAGGCGAAGGCUAUGUUCUUGAGGGUGCAGACGUGCCAUUGCCGUCAACGGAAACGGAUUUCGAACAAAGCAGCAAUGUCGUGGAGGGCGAUGACACAACCGCGCCGGCCGGCGCUCACAGAGAAAUAAUCUCGACGUUGGCAGACUCAGUGGUCGCAGGGGCUACGGGACCCAAGAAGAGGCAAGGUGCGCAGCACAGGGCGACGAAAGAACCUGUCGGACGUGGACGGCAAGCCAAGAAAGGCAGAAGACCGACUGAAGGUGUCGAAGAGGCACUUGGACCGAUUGACGAGGUUGGUCGGUAGAGUACUUGACAAGGUUUCUUGUGUCGAGUGGCUCUACCUGUUAGGCGAGCAUCAUACACGCAGAAUCUAUUUGAUAUUGUUCG
Messenger RNA from Exophiala oligosperma, 2137 nucleotides. RefSeq lists its product as uncharacterized. The transcript has a single exon. Gene Ontology annotation, cellular component: transcription factor TFIIIB complex. Lineage: Eukaryota; Fungi; Ascomycota; Eurotiomycetes; Chaetothyriales; Herpotrichiellaceae. The record is from RefSeq and is a predicted model, not a curated record. Bases 45 to 2054 code for a protein of 669 amino acids. Gene Ontology annotation, molecular function: TFIIIC-class transcription factor complex binding. Gene Ontology annotation, biological process: RNA polymerase III preinitiation complex assembly.